Nasonia vitripennis (jewel wasp) is the source of this 1468-nucleotide messenger RNA. RefSeq names its product thioredoxin reductase-like selenoprotein T homolog CG3887 (gene SelT). Lineage: Eukaryota; Metazoa; Arthropoda; Insecta; Hymenoptera; Pteromalidae. Bases 221 to 814 code for a protein of 197 amino acids. The record is from RefSeq and is a predicted model, not a curated record. Gene Ontology annotation, biological process: cell redox homeostasis. Gene Ontology annotation, molecular function: thioredoxin-disulfide reductase (NADPH) activity. Gene Ontology annotation, cellular component: endoplasmic reticulum membrane. The transcript is spliced from 4 exons.
AUGGCUAUAAAAGUAUCAGGGAUAGCAGCGCGGCGCAGCAGUCGCGCUUUCGAGUCAACGCGGCUUGUCAAUUGGAUCGGCGUUAAUCAGGUGGUUUGGAAUUGGAUGUUUGCGAGGAGAAACGCGUCCAAGACUCCAAGUGUUGAAAUCGAAACUGGUUAAUAACAUCCUCUCCGGACGCCAAGAUAGCUCCAAGUCGCUGAUUAAUGACAAUUCAAAGAUGUACUUGUCACGGCUGAGUCUCUGCGUAAUUUUUGUUUUGCUCUGCUCGCUCGAGUCCAGGGCAAACUUAAAUGACGACGCACCCCUAACCAAACUCGGCUCCAAAACGGGUCCGUCGCUCAAGUUUUUCUACUGUUAUUCUUGCGGAUAUAGGAAAGUAUUCGAAGACUAUGUAAACAUUCUGCGACAGAAGUAUCCAGAACUGCAAAUUGAUGGGGAAAACUACAAUCCCCCUGGAGCAAACAUGAUGCUUGCAAAGGGUUUGGGAAUAGCCAAGAUUCUAGUCAUAGUUUUAAUAUUCAGCAAAAUAAAUAUAUUCCAAUGGAUUGGUCAGCCUCAGCCAUUUUGGUGGCAAUGGUGUAUGGACAACCGUUUGUACUCUUGUGUGAUGCUGUUUUUCGCAUGCAACGCUGCAGAAGGAUAUUUAAUAUCCUCUGGUGCAUUUGAAAUACAUUUUAAUGAUGUUCCCAUAUGGUCCAAACUUGAAACUGGAAGAAUACCUCAACCUCCUGAAUUGUUUCAGAUCAUUGAUACUCACAUGCAAAUGAUAUUCCCAGAGAUGGAAGCUGGAAAGAUUGGUCUCAAUAAGUAGGCUAAUGAUGAUUUUUCUUUUCUUUCUUAAAUAAGCAGUUUUUUUUCUUCUUAAAGUAACAAUGGAAUCUGUAAAGUGAUUUUGCAUAUUUAAAAACCAAACUGCGGAUAAGUGAAAAUUCUGAGACAAACUUAACAAGCGUAUAUUGAUCUAUUAGAUCAGUAUUAAGAAUAUGAGAAUAAUGUCUCAAAAUUCAGUCUUUUUAUAUCCUAGAAUUGUAGAAUAUGUAUAUUGACUAAAGAAUUAUGUUUGUGUAAAUAACGUAAGACACACCAAAGGAUACGUAACAAAUUACAUCACUUUCAGAAUUAUUGCUCCAUUUUUUAUCUUGAGAAAAAUUGAGCAUUAAACAAUAGAAAUGCUAUUAAAAAAAUACUCAAAUUUAUUCCAAUCAUGUGCAUUUCUCAUGUCAUUACGUUUGUUGCAUUUUUUUAUUUUUGUUUUUUACCAUAUCUUAAGCUCUAAUAAAACUGAAUUGUCAAACACUGUGGACUACCUAAGUACAAGUAAAAACAAUUCACAAGCUAUACCUAUACUAAAGUUGUAAUUUGGAAGUAUCAUUUUGUCUGUAUUAUUUCUGUAAUCAAGUAACUUUCUUAAACUUCAUUUCACAUUGUAAAUUGUUGCAAAUAAAAUAAAUUAAUACAUAAAGAA